Messenger RNA from Cherax quadricarinatus, 4139 nucleotides. Its product is annotated as proton channel OtopLc. Gene Ontology annotation, cellular component: membrane. The record is from RefSeq and is a predicted model, not a curated record. Gene Ontology annotation, molecular function: proton channel activity. Gene Ontology annotation, biological process: proton transmembrane transport. NCBI's taxonomy places the organism in Eukaryota, Metazoa, Arthropoda, Malacostraca, Decapoda, Parastacidae.
CUGCUACACCAUCCACAAGUCACACAUCCUCCGCCAAGGCCGAAAGACUCUGCCGUUGUAGGCAGGAUCCCAGGAGCCUCACUUGGUGUGGAAGCCACGGAGGGCGCGCUAGCAGCUACGGGGAGUUCCAGCGCCUGGACCUGAAGUACGCCACCAAGGGAUUACCGCUACAGAAGUCUUCAGUACCCCGUACUCGGAUGUUGCCGGAUUAUACCGUGUAAUUGGAGAAACUGUUCCUCGUUUCAGCGGUAAUUAGCAUCAGUGUUUGUGUAUUAGCCUCAAAGAGAAUUUUAGCCACAACCUGAAGAGAGUGUUGAAGGAAAUUUUUUAAAGAGACUGUGCGCUAUGCAAUGGAUGUUUGUGUUAGUGUAUGGAAAAUCGUCACAGGUUCAGUUAAAAGAUUUGUGACGCGCUCUCAGGUGUUCUCGUUUGUGUUCUGGGACUUAGUACAAACAAAUAACCUUGCGGCCUUUUCUUUCGGAUAUAUAAAAUGACGACAAUUAGGAUUCCUCUGCAUCUAGUCCUCAGCAGUAUUAGUGAGAGCGAAGCCAGCGGAAGUAGCAGCCUAGUGUCUCCCAUACAACAACGUCGUCGAGCUGCACACGGGCUACCCGCUCAACACCCUCAUCGCCGCAGGAAGGUGAGCGCACCGCCAGAACUGCAGACACACUUAACUGGUUCUGCAUCCUUCCAACUCGCUCACACCCAUAACUACCCGGGCCACGGCGGUGCGAAUCCCGACCACGCAGACACCUCCGGCAACUCAGAGUUCAUUCUGAGCUUUCCUACACACAAACACUUGUCGGGAGGAUUCUAUAGCGGCUCGGACUCAGGAGUACCGUCCGAGUAUUCCUCGUGGGCGGCUCCAGUUUCUGGCGCCAUACAUCGUGAGGGUUCCACCCAAGACAACAGUUUAAACUUGCCCUCGAAUUCUGCCGAGAACCUCACUGCCCAACGCCAGGCGAACGAACGCCAGGACGUUACUUUCUACCAGUCUGACUCCGACUGUGAGAGUCUGGACGGUCUACAAUCGCCCCAGGAGCGGCGUAAGUCUGGCGGUGGCGGCGUGAUGAACAACCAAGGAUACGUUCAUAUAGAACCCACGCCAGUGGUGCUCCCCGUGGGUUCUCCUCCACCUUUCACUCGUAUGUCCACGGAACCUAACAUGGCUUCUCCUCCUUCAUCUGUUGUGGGCAUGCCCAUAGGUCAUGGUCACUCUCGCAGACACAGCAUGGUUCUUCAGCUCAACCUACAGGGUCCUCCCCCAGUGAAUUCAGUGCCCCACUCCUCAAGAGGGCGAUCUGUCUCCAUGAUUUCAUUAAAUGGUACUCAGGCAACGCCAAAUAUGUACCCCAAUUUGCACGAUACGCAGUCUAUCUAUGGUGAAGUCGGCUACGGUCCACAUAUAGGUUUCUCUGGUGGACAUCAUAUGGAGUCGCAAGGCUCUCUUUCUGCUGGAGGGAUGAAAGUUGUGGACAGUCAGCAAACUCUAGUUGCUAGCCACAAUGAUCAUAUUAAUUCCCAUCCCGAAAAUCAUGAUCCCCACAUGCCACAACCUACAGAAGAGGGGGAGAAGAAAUCUAGGUUCCAGCUUACUCUAAGUAAAAAUAUGAGCAUAAUGUAUGCCGUUUUCCUGGUCAUGCUGGGACUUGUUAUCUAUCUAGCCGAUACCUUCAGCGGACAUGACUCGGCCAUAGCAGAGGGUUUCAACGUUUACUUAAUUGUAGCCCAGUUACUUUGGUUAUUCUACGUUCAUAUAGAUGUCCGACGUUACGUCAAUCUCAUAUCAAGAGCGCUUGACGAAGCCAAGACGAAACAAGUGAACAAAGACGACCAAGUGCAGCUGGAGCCGACAGGUGAUGGGCAGUACCAGCUGAGAAUUAAUGUACCUGAGGCGCCCCGGACCAUACCUCAGUACUACGGGUUUACCUCUGGCAGACACGGCGGCUCCCUCUACCUCAAGAUUGGGGCUACAGUUUUCUGCUUGGGUUACUUGACUCAUACUGGUCUGAACCUUGGUCAGAAGAUUUUGUACCUAAGUGAAGACGACCCCAUCUUUGACAACUGCACAUGUACCACUGAUGUUAUCAUGUCUGUCCUACAACCUGUCUACGCGUUUUAUCAGCUUUUCUUCAUCUUCAAGUACUCCAAUCUGAUUAUCAACCGACGCCUAGUGCUAUCAAGAUUCGGUAUCAUGCAUUGCAUUGCCUCUUCCCUGUGCUUUUGGGUCUAUACCAUCCUUCAAGAGACACUGCAAGCAAUCUUCCAGAAAAAGAACGCAGCAAAAUACAGCUCAGAUAUUACCUACUCUGCAAAACUGGUAGCUGGUGACGAAGAAGAUUCUGAUGAAAUGGAUGAUGAAGAGAAUAAGUUCACCGGUACGAAGAUCGGAACAACCGUUUCCUCUUCCUGGUCAAUCAACUAUGGCUGCGAGAAGGACACUAACCUGUCUUCCAUGAUCAACACCACAACUCCGUAUCUCUACCCAUUCAGCAUCGAAUUCAGCAUCUUGAUGGUUGGGUUGUGGAUCCUCCUCUGGGAGAACAUUGGCAAGUUCGAGCGCCACACACACAUCCCUUCAGUUGAAGUAACUUAUGAAGAAGAUAACAGCAAAUCUCUGACGUCCAACCUUAUUAUUUAUGUUGACUGUCACGCCUCUAACCGUGGACUUUUCGCCGGUCUGCUCAUGACAGUGGCUACAGUCAUAUCAAUUAUUCUCUUCUUCAUCUUUUCGACGUCCGAAGACACAAAGCAGCUUGGAUCCUACGUUAACGGCAUCAGUGAAGUCGUUCUACUCUCUUGCAUGUUAAUUACGGCUAUCAUCGCAUACAAUUCGAUCCGAAUCCUGGACAUCAUCAGGGACAAAAUCAGUAACGUGGAUGACAUCCUACUGUAUGUGUCCCUGCCAUGCAUUUUUCUGUAUGCCUUUUUGAGCAUGGUUCCGGCCAUUAAUAACGGAGAGGCCCUCCUCGCUACCGUCUCCAUUCUACAAGUAUGUCAAGUGAUUUUACAGACUGCGCUCAUCUGCGACGGUUUAAGACGCUGCUCUAACGCCCAGUCCCUGCAGCACAAGAAGCCAGGACGUGAGUUCAUCACCUACUUGGUUGUGGCCAACGUUGCCAUGUGGCUGCUCCAGACUUUUGAGAUCAAAAGUGAAGAAGGCAAUUCGGCUCUGUACAAAUUCUAUGGCAAGGAGCUGUGGACUUUACUUUCACACUUGACGUUGCCGCUGACACUCUUCUACCGCUUCCAUUCAUCCGUGUGUCUUGCGGACAUGUGGAAGGCGGCGUAUGAAAUGGAGGAGUCCCACUAGACGGCUCCUUUGCUUCCCUAGAUUGCUCUAGGUUCCUACAUCCCACCAUCACCCCUCACAGUGGGACUACUGUACGGGGUGGAUGUUAUACCCUGCGGCACUCCCAGUGUCGUGGAACUCAUGUGUGCAUCUGUACAUACUCAUCCCCUUCUGCACCGACGCACUCUCGUUUCACCCAUGAAGACGCAAUUAAUAGUUUGAGAGAAGGCAGAGGUGAAACUUUGGCAGUCAGGAAGACGACUCAGAACGAUGUGGUUCACGCACCAUGAAGUAUAAUAUUUAGCGAAAAGCUGAGGCCCAGCUUUGAUGAUGACUCGAAACGGAGUGAUGAAGUGGGACAACUCUGGUUACCAAUAGAAUAAUCAAGUGACUACAACGGAGGAAAAACAAUGCUUCAAGUUGAUUCCAGGAGGUGUUGAGAGCGUGUUGUGGUGAAGUAAGGGGCCUCCCAGUCACCUGCUGUAUAUACCGGUCCGGGUGGUGGCAUACCAUCCAUAUUGCUCAUUUCCCUGUAUUUAUGAUGCCAUACACUGUAGAUACUGACAUCCUUGUGAUACGCUGGUCAAGUCGACUUUGUCCUGGCAAACUCCGGGUGAGUAGGCAUAGGUCAGGUCGACACACUAUUGUGAUAUGUAUAAACUGGAGAUAAGAGUAUUUAGUGCGGAGUACUUUUAUUUAGCUGACGAAAGCUAGAGAGGCCUGAAGGUCGGGCAUUACCUCUGUAUUUUGAUGUAAAUGUUGUACUUAGUAUGUAUAAUUAAGUUAUAAGCUCAAGUACAAGUGAUUCAUUGAUGAAUAUAUAUUGUGCUUAUGCCAAAUAAAAUAA